UGGAACGUCGUUGUUGUAUUGCACUCUGACUCAGACUCUUCUUGUCUCCUUUCCAAUUUUCCAUUCUCCUCCUACUCUAACGAUCACAAUUUCACAAACCUCGAACUCCUUUCACUCUGAGAAAUUCCCCAUAUACCCUUGAGAUGGCGGAGAAGUACAACAUGAAGAACCCCGCCGUCAAGCGCAUUCUCCAAGAGGUCAAGGAGAUGCAGUCCAAUCCUUCCGAUGAUUUCACGAGUCUCCCUCUCGAGGAAAAUAUAUUUGAAUGGCAAUUUGCAAUUAGAGGACCUCGUGAUACUGAAUUUGAGGGUGCUGUCUAUCAUGGACGGAUCCAAUUGCCUUCAGAGUAUCCAUUCAAACCACCUUCAUUUAUGUUAUUGACGCCUAAUGGACGUUUCGAGACCCAAACAAAGAUUUGCUUGAGCAUAUCAAAUCAUCACCCUGAGCAUUGGCAACCAUCAUGGAGUGUAAGGACCGCUUUAGUUGCUCUGAUUGCAUUCAUGCCUACCAACCCUAAUGGUGCUUUGGGGUCGUUGGACUACAAGAAGGAAGAAAGGCGUACCUUGGCCAUCAAAUCUCGUGAAGCGCCUCCGAAAUUUGGGACUCCUGAACGUCAAAAACUGAUUGAUGAGAUACACGAGUAUAUGCUAAGCAAGGCACCCCCUGUUCCUCAACAUAGCUCCAUACAACUACUCGAAGAAGAGCAUUCCAGAGACGAGGAGGCUGAGUCCCAGGCAAAUUCCCAUAAUCCUGAGGCUUUACCUGCUGAAGAGGGGAUUCCAGAUCAAGCAGGAGAUAGAAUUGUUGAAGAGGAGGUAGUUGUUGAUGAUAAUCCUCAAGGAGUUGAAGCUUCAACGGAGAUCCAAUCCAAUGUUUCAAGGAACCAGUCGCCCCAUAAUUCUGGUUUAAGGGUUCAAAAUCCGAAGCCGGAGACUAGGAUACAGCAAAAGCUUGAUGAUCAUAUUUUCACAUUGAUAGCCAUUGGACUUGCCAUUGCAAUUGUGGCCCUUUUGCUGAAGAAGUUCGUUAAAUCUUCCGAUCAAGGACCAGUUUUCAUGGAUGGGUCUUAGAUACGUUAUUACUCACACUGGCUUUAGAGAUUAUAAUCUUUAGGCAUUAGCCUCGUGCUGUGAAGCAGUGAAGGAUUAUGAUCUUUUCAUGCCCUUUUUACGUGAUAAUGUUCUGUGAAGAAAAAGAUAAACAAUUCAAAUAAGUGGAAUUCUUGUAAAUUUGCUCCGAUGAAAAAAUUGAUAAUACUACUUCCUUUAUCUUGACCAUCCAAUAAAUGAAUGAUAGCCUAAUGUAGA
Arachis stenosperma is the source of this 1307-nucleotide messenger RNA. Its product is annotated as ubiquitin-conjugating enzyme E2 32-like. Bases 144 to 1070 code for a protein of 308 amino acids. The transcript has 5 exons. NCBI's taxonomy places the organism in Eukaryota, Viridiplantae, Streptophyta, Magnoliopsida, Fabales, Fabaceae. The record is from RefSeq and is a predicted model, not a curated record.